AUGGAGAACUCGGAGUUCGCUGCAUACGUCCUGCGAGCCGGCAGCCACUGCGCCGAUGCCCUCAACGCCAUGUCUGAAAUCGCCGCAGUAGAGGAGAAGAUUGAAGUGCGUACAUUCCUGCAGAAGACACGCACCCCAUGGGGCCUCCAGGAGAUCUCGAGUGACCAGGGUGCAUCUGGCAACCCCCGAAGCCAGAGUUUCACCUACACCUUUGACAGCGAGACUCUGGGUGACGGUGUCGACAUCUACGUUGUCGAUACUGGCGUUCGCAGUACCCACGCAAUAUUCCAGGUUCCCGGUCCAGAUGGCCAACCCACGAAAAGCCGUGUAACCCCCGGAUUCUCCUUCCUUGAUACUCCCAACCCGACGAAUGAUGGCGAUGGUCAUGGCACUCACUGUGCCGGAACUGCGGCAGGAACUCGGUUUGGUGUCGCGCAGAACGCAAACAUCAUUGCCGUCAAAGUCCUCGGGGAUGAUGGGAGUGGCUCCUCGGCUGACACCAUCGAAGGGAUGAGCUGGAUCAUCAACCGCCACAACCAACGCAAGACGGAGUCCAACUUCAAGGGAUCGGUUAUGAGCAUGUCCUGGGGUCUGUCUUCUGUAUCUCGUACCGUCGACCGUGUCGUCAGGGCCGCUUCUGAUGCCGGUAUCCAUAUCUCCGUCGCGGCUGGCAACGAUGGGGCCGAUGCUUGCCAAAACACUCCCGCCAGCAACGGUGGCCAGAACUCCGCGGUCGUCAGCGUCGGUGCCAUGAACAUCAACAACCAAAUCGCUUCCUUCUCGAAUAUCGGAAAGUGCGUGGAUAUCUAUGCACCCGGCGAGGACGUUCUCUCCUCCUGGAUCGAGAUCAACGGCCAGCCCUCUGAUGAGGCUCUCAACUUCCUCGCUGGCACUUCGAUGGCUUGCCCCCACGUCUCUGGUGUUAUGGCCUACUUGCUCGGCUUGGAAGAGAACGCCAGCCUGCGCCAGGACCCCGCGGCUUUGAAGGCUCGUCUUCUCAGCCUGGGCCGCGAAAACACGCUUCGCGGCCAGACGGGCGGCAGCGCCAACCUGCUCCUCAGCAACGGAGCGAAUGGAAGCCCCAACUCGACGCUGCAAGCGCGCGAUGACCAGUUCCUGGACAAGCGCUUCAACUUCAUUGUCGCCUCGGAGAAGACACAGCUCAGGUACUAA
This is a messenger RNA of Westerdykella ornata, 1173 nucleotides long. Its product is annotated as subtilisin-like protein. Gene Ontology annotation, molecular function: serine-type endopeptidase activity. The transcript has a single exon. Gene Ontology annotation, biological process: proteolysis. The coding region runs from base 1 to 1173 and encodes 390 amino acids. The record is from RefSeq and is a predicted model, not a curated record. NCBI's taxonomy places the organism in Eukaryota, Fungi, Ascomycota, Dothideomycetes, Pleosporales, Sporormiaceae.